GUGUGCAAGUUCAAUAGAUAGUUUUGGUGAUUGUUGAUUGAACCCAUUGACAGCACACCUGAACAUGGCACACCCGUGAGAGAAAACAAAAAAGGAGAAACUUCUCUUACCCUGCGCACCUCCUCUCUCUUAUCCUGCACCAACCAUUAUCUCUCAGUUCAGUCCCCAGUACCCUCCAUUUCCAAGGGGACCCCAUUCCCCUGCAAAAACUUCAUUUUGUGUUGCAGUUACACAAUAACCGUCGCCGAAUGGUAAAUCGCCGUUAAAUGCACCACGUUGUGACAGUUUCAGCGAGUUUCUCUCUCCCAUCACCACGCCAAAUGUUGGUUACCCUUCAACUGUUCUUGUUGCCAUGUCCUGAUCUGGUUGGUUUUGGGAUUCAUUUCAUGAGAAAAAUCAAAACUUGCCCACUUGAUUUUAUUCGGUGUGAUCAUCAAAUUCGUUGUUCUAUAGAUCUGAGUCUCUGUAAAGAUAUUAACUGUACAUAAGAGGAUCUAGGCCUGCAGCGAUACUGACGUGCAAAUCUUUCGUCUGACUUGGGUAUAGGGGCGAAAGACUAAUCAAACCGUGUACCUUUGUGGACAAUUUGGUUCAUUUCAGGGCACAUGAUUGUUGCUGCUGAAUCUGGUUUUGAUUGAUUUGAUGAGAAUUUCUAUCAAUGUGGUCUAAUUGGGAUAGGGUGGAUGGAUGUAUGUGAAUCACAGCAAGCAUCAUCACGGAGGCUAAAAGCUGUGGAGACUCCAAGACCACCCUUGGUUCUGGCAGAAAAGAACAAUGCAGCCACCGCCACAGCCACCGCCCGGCGUUCUCGGACGAGGGAAGUUACUUCCCGGUACAAGUCACCUACUCCACCCUCCACACCAUCUGGCUCUAGGAGAUGUCCUUCACCUAAUCUCACAAGAACAGCAACGCCUGCAGCAUCCUUACAGUUGUUACCAAAAAGAUCACUUUCUGCUGAAAGGAAGAGGCCUUCAACCCCUCCUUCACCGCCGUCACGACGACUGUCUACACCUGUCAAUGAUUCAGCUAUUGAUGGGAGGUUGUCAUCUAGGAAGGUAGCAGCUAGCCGUUUGCCGGAAGGGCAUAACCUAUGGCCUUCCACCAUGCGGAGCUUGAGUGUUUCUUUUCAGUCAGAUAUCAUUUCCAUACCUGUUAGCAAGAAAGAGAGGCCGGUUACUAGUGCUUCCGAUCGUACCUUGCGGCCGGCUUCUAAUGUGGCGCAUAGGCAGGGUGAGACUCCAUCAACCAUAAGGAAGGCUACACCAGAGAGAAAGAGGAGUCCUCUUAAAGGGAAGAAUGCUUCUGAUCAGUCUGAGAAUUCUAAACCAGUUGAUAGUUUGCCUUCUCGGUUGAUAGAUCAGCAUCGGUGGCCGAGUAGGAUAGGUGGGAAGGUGUCUUCUAGUGCAUUAAACAGAAGUGUUGAUUUUGGAGAUGCUAGAAUGUUGAAGACUCCAGCUUCUGGAACUGGUUUUUCUUCACUGAGAAGAUUAUCUUUAUCAGAAGAAGCAAGUAAACCCUUGCAAAGGGCUUCUAGUGAUAGUGUAAGACUGUUAUCUCUUGUUGCAAGUGGCAGAACAGGAAGCGAGGUGAAAUCAGUUGAUGACUGUUCGCUACAUGAUUUAAGACCUCACAGAUCUUCUACACCUCACACAGAUAGAGCAGGACUAUCGAUUGCUGGGGUCAGAUCUCAGUCUUUGUCAGCUCCAGGAUCACGUCUGCCCUCACCCAGUAGAAUCUCAGUGCAAUCUACUUCUAGUUCAAGAGGUGUCAGUCCAUCUAGGUCAAGGCCAUCAACUCCUCCUUCUAGAGGAGGGGUUAGUCCAUCUCGGAUUAGGCCUACCAGUUCAUCCAUUCAAUCCAACGAUUCAGUUUCAGUGCUCAGCUUUAUUGCUGAUUUUAGAAAAGGAAAAAAGGGUGCAGCCUUCAUAGAAGACGCUCACCAAUUACGGCUUCUCUACAACAGAUUCAUGCAAUGGAGGUUUGCAAAUGCGAGAGCUGAGGCUGUGCUUUACAUCCAAAAUGCAAUUGUACAGAAAACUCUAUAUAACGUAUGGAUCGCUACUUUGUCCCUCUGGGAGUCUGUUACUAGGAAGAAGAUCAAUCUUCAGCAGCUGAAGCUCGAGCUAAAACUGAAUUCUGUUUUGAAUGAUCAAAUGGCCUACCUUGAUGAAUGGGCUACGCUUGAGACAGAUCAUGUUGACGCUCUAUCCGGUGCUGUGGAAGAUUUGGAGGCGAGCACCCUUCGUCUUCCUGUAACUAGAGGAGCAAUGGUAGAUAUUGAGCAUUUGAAGGUUGCUAUCUGUCAAGCUGUUGAUGUCAUGCAAGCAAUGGGGUCUGCAAUUCGCUCUUUAUUCUCACAGGUGGAGGGCAUGAAUGAUUUAAUUUCUGGAGUUGCUGUUGUAGCAACAAAGGAAAAAUCCAUACUUGAUGAAUGUGAAAUGCUACUGGCUUCAGUAGCUGCUUUGCAGGUAGAGGAAAGUAGCCUACAGACGCAUCUAAUUCAAAUCAAGCAAGUUUUGGGGAUAAUCAACUAGUCAAUUUCAACUUAAACACACAUGAGCCUGACCUGCUGCCAAGCUAACAAGUGAUAACUUUUCUCUCGCGGCUUCAGCCAUAGUAUCAGUGUCUAAUAUUUUUCAGGUUCUUUACCAUUGUAAAUUUUAGAAUAGGUAUUUUUCCUGUUAAAUAUGCUGAAAUUGAUAUUAUUUUGUUACCCCAUAUUUUUUUUUCUUCAUUUUCCCUACACUAGAGGCCGGAGGCUUCCACUUGUAAUUUGUAUCAAGCACAGGAAAAGAAAAUGAAAAUGAAAAGGAAUGGAGCAAAAAUUGACACCCAUCCAAAUUUACUCUC
Lotus japonicus is the source of this 2850-nucleotide messenger RNA. Its product is annotated as AUGMIN subunit 8-like. The coding region runs from base 684 to 2534 and encodes 616 amino acids. Gene Ontology annotation, biological process: spindle assembly; centrosome cycle. Gene Ontology annotation, molecular function: microtubule binding. Lineage: Eukaryota; Viridiplantae; Streptophyta; Magnoliopsida; Fabales; Fabaceae. Gene Ontology annotation, cellular component: centrosome; nuclear microtubule; cytoplasm. The record is from RefSeq and is a predicted model, not a curated record. The transcript has 7 exons.